GGCGGCCCGUGGCCUGCGGGCGGCGCUGUGGCCCGUCGGACGGCCCCACGGAGCCGCCAUAGCCGCCCGCCUCCCAAGACCUAACGUCUCCGUCGCCGGCUCCGCGCCGCCGCUAUGGCCGACGUGGAAGACGGUGAGGAACCCUGCGCCCUGUCCUCUCACUCGGGGAGCGCAGGAUCCAAGUCGGGCGGCGACAAAAUGUUCUCUCUCAAGAAGUGGAACGCGGUGGCCAUGUGGAGCUGGGACGUGGAGUGCGAUACGUGCGCCAUCUGCAGGGUCCAGAUGCCUGUCUUAGAUGUCAAGCUGAAAACAAACAAGAGGAUUGUGUUGUGGUCUGGGGAGAAUGUAAUCAUUCCUUCCACAACUGCUGCAUGUCCUUGUGGGUGAAACAGAACAAUCGCUGCCCUCUCUGCCAGCAGGACUGGGUGGUCCAGAGAAUCGGGAAGUGAGAGCAACCGAGGGUGCCCUUCAUGCAGUCAGUUGUUUGGAGCCCUGGUGGAUCUUGUUAUCAAGUGCCCUACAGCGGCUGGAACUCUCCAGGGGACUAAUUCUUCGAAUAGGAGAUGGAUCUGUGGUCUUUUGGGACUCAUCAAAGGCAUGGUUUAGCCUUUUUCAGUUUUAUUUUCAGAAAUUCUCUACAAUUAAGAUAAUUUAUUAAGGAUGGUCUUUCCUACCUCUGUGGUAUGUGUCUCACACACUGCUUAGAAGUGCUAUAAAGGAGAGGACUGUAAAUUGAACAACCUUCAUAAUUGACUUACCGAUAUCCAAGGAGUUAUUGAAGUGGUUCCAUUCAGAAGAGAAUUUUUUGCAUGCUUAUGGUUGAUCAAUUUUUUAAAAAGAAUGUUAUAGUAACAAAUAAAGUACAGUUUAAAACCCAGUUCUUAUCCUUAAUGUGUUCCUAAUAUUUAUUUUUGGCAGAGGGGAGGAUAAUUAAUGAAAUUUUUAUUUGAUAUAAUUUUAAGUUUGGACCAGGAACAGGGUAAAUAAAAUUUAACUUUUGAGUAUAUGGGAUUUCGAGUGUCUUUAUAAUCUUCUUUCUCUUGACUCAUCAAGAAAACCUAGAUCUGCACUCACCUAGUGAGUGGUAAAGGACAGAAGUCUUUUCAGCUUCUGGUUGUAUUGUGUUAUAAUUUAACUGUGUUUUAGGUGGAAUGUUAACAAGGGGAAAAUGUUUACCAUUGUCACAUUGGGUCAAGAAGUUAACUUUACCACAUGAUGUUUUAAUAAAUGGUUUAUUCUGUUUACCUCA
Capra hircus (goat) is the source of this 1249-nucleotide messenger RNA. RefSeq names its product ring finger protein 7 (gene RNF7). Gene Ontology annotation, cellular component: Cul5-RING ubiquitin ligase complex; nucleus. The record is from RefSeq and is a predicted model, not a curated record. Gene Ontology annotation, biological process: ubiquitin-dependent protein catabolic process; protein ubiquitination. Gene Ontology annotation, molecular function: cullin family protein binding; ubiquitin protein ligase activity; zinc ion binding. NCBI's taxonomy places the organism in Eukaryota, Metazoa, Chordata, Mammalia, Artiodactyla, Bovidae. Bases 115 to 387 code for a protein of 90 amino acids. The transcript is spliced from 3 exons.